CUAGAAGCUAUGGACAUCCUCUUUAGAAUAAGAGGAGGCUUGGAUCUUGCAUUUCAGCUAGCAACUACUGAUGAGGCAUCAACAAAAAAGGCACUAGGAUAUGUUUUCAGUGAUCUUGCAAACAAACUGUCCUCAGAUGUUCUUGUAUUAAGAAUUUGCCACAGUUCAGUCUAUGUGUGGCCUAACAAUGGUAUGAGCAGUGUUCCAGAGCUGACCGAUGAUUCUGCUUGUAAGGAGAUAAAACGAUUUAUACAAUUUGAUCAAGAUGAUGAGACCAAACGAAAGCUUGGCAAAAAAAAGGAUAAGAAGUUACAAGAUACGCAGCAGAUAGUCAAUAUUGACCUCAUGUUGGAAAUGACAUCUUCAGUUGCUGCUUUGUCUCCAGUCAUUGAAAGGGAAAAUAAGGAGCACCACUAUAUUAAUAUGACAUUACCAGUUGAUGUUGUUAUAGCUGUUUCUCCUGAAGAAACGUGGGGAAAGGUACAGAAUCUCCUAGUGAAAGCAAUUCACAGGCAGUUAACUGACAUGGAAAGAUGUAUCAUGAAAUAUAUGAAGGGAACAUCAAUUGUUGUACCAGAACAAUUUCACUUCAUGUUACCAGGAAAAAAUCACCUUGUAACGAUCUCAUAUCCUACAGGUAUUUCAGAUGAUCAACUGGAAAGUUACAGAAAGGAAUUACAUGGGUUAUUAAAUCUGCCCUGUGACAGACCAUAUUUCAAGAGAGCAAAUGCUUAUCAUUUUCCAGAUGAACCAUAUAAAGAUGGAUAUCUGAGGAAUCCACAUUUACAUCUUAAUUCACCUGCUACAGAGUCUGGUAUGGUUUAUUUAGUACAUGGUAUAUACAGUUAUCACCACUAUAUGCAGGAUCGGAUCGAUGACAAUGGUUGGGGCUGUGCCUAUCGGUCUUUGCAGACAAUCUGUUCUUGGUUCAAGCACCAAGGUUACAUUGAUACACCUGUACCGACACACAAGGAAAUUCAACAGGCACUGGUUGAUGCCGGAGACAAGCCUGCAGCCUUUGUUGGGUCACGGCAGUGGAUUGGCUCAAUUGAGGUACAGCUUGUUUUGAAUCAGCUUUUUGGAAUAACAUCAAAAAUAUUAUUUGUCAGCCAGGGUUCUGAACUAGCGUUGCAGGGAAGAGAGCUUGCUAAUCAUUUCAAGACGGAAGGGACUCCAGUUAUGAUUGGUGGAGGUGUUUUGGCUCACACGAUACUGGGAGUGGCUUGGAAUGAGUUUACAGGACACAUAAAAUAUUUGAUUCUGGACCCACAUUACACUGGAGGAGAAGACUUGCAUGUUAUUUUGGAAAAGGGCUGGUGUGGAUGGAAGGGCCCAGAGUUUUGGAACAAGGAUGCCUAUUAUAAUCUGUGCCUACCUCAACGACCACAAACUAUUUAAAUUGCACUCUUAUGCUGGAACAUGCUAAACCAGACUACUACCUGAUCUAGAUAGAACUGUCUUGUUAUUUAUCAGAAUAAUGCUUUAAGUCAGUCAAAAC
This is a messenger RNA of Antrostomus carolinensis (chuck-will's-widow), 1498 nucleotides long. RefSeq names its product UFM1 specific peptidase 2 (gene UFSP2). Gene Ontology annotation, cellular component: endoplasmic reticulum; nucleus. Bases 10 to 1398 code for a protein of 462 amino acids. NCBI's taxonomy places the organism in Eukaryota, Metazoa, Chordata, Aves, Caprimulgiformes, Caprimulgidae. The transcript is spliced from 11 exons. Gene Ontology annotation, molecular function: deUFMylase activity. Gene Ontology annotation, biological process: proteolysis. The record is from RefSeq and is a predicted model, not a curated record.